Messenger RNA from Elephantulus edwardii (Cape elephant shrew), 432 nucleotides. Its product is annotated as 5-hydroxyisourate hydrolase-like. The record is from RefSeq and is a predicted model, not a curated record. The transcript is spliced from 4 exons. Gene Ontology annotation, molecular function: hydroxyisourate hydrolase activity. Bases 1 to 432 code for a protein of 143 amino acids. Lineage: Eukaryota; Metazoa; Chordata; Mammalia; Macroscelidea; Macroscelididae. Gene Ontology annotation, biological process: purine nucleobase metabolic process.
AUGAGCUCUAGGGCUGCCCCGCGGCUCCAGCAGCUCCAGCGGCACCUGGGCGCCCCAGAGGGCAGCGACAUGGAGACUCCCAGCAGCCCAGUGACCACGCACGUGUUGGACACUGCCUCAGGACUACCGGCCCAGGGCCUCUGUGUCAGUCUGUCUAGGCUGGAGGUUGAGGGCCACCGUCAGCAGUGGUUGGAACUAAGAACAAGCCACACAGACACAGACGGCCGCUGUCCUGGGCUGUUGGAGCCUGGCCAGAUGAGAGCGGGUGUCUACAAGCUCACCUUCGACACUGAGGCCUACUGGAGGAGGAAGGGCCAGGAGAGCUUCUACCCUCAGGUGGAGGUGGUCUUCACUGUCACCGACAAGAUGCGGAAGCUCCACGUGCCCCUGCUCCUGAGCCCCUGGUCCUACACCACCUACCGUGGGAGCUAG